This is a messenger RNA of Osmia lignaria (orchard mason bee), 995 nucleotides long. It is a transcript of the gene MagR, whose product is annotated as Iron-sulfur cluster assembly 1 homolog MagR. Gene Ontology annotation, cellular component: mitochondrion; cytoplasm. The record is from RefSeq and is a predicted model, not a curated record. NCBI's taxonomy places the organism in Eukaryota, Metazoa, Arthropoda, Insecta, Hymenoptera, Megachilidae. Gene Ontology annotation, biological process: iron-sulfur cluster assembly. Gene Ontology annotation, molecular function: 2 iron, 2 sulfur cluster binding.
GAAAAAUGUUAAAAGGUAUUUAAAAAAUAUAUUGAACUCUAAGUCUAAAAUAAGUCUAAAUGUCUAAAAAUAUUAACUAAUAAAAUAGAACAGCAUAUGUUAAUUAAGCAGAGCAGCAUAGUCCUCUAGCGUAUUUUUACUGGAUUUAAUAUGGCUUCUUCUGUGAUUGCAACAGCAACAGUGCGUGCUAUUAAAGGCAGAAAAAUACUCGCUACAAGAGCCGCUCUUACUUUAACACCAAAUGCAGUGAAAAAAAUUAAGGAGUUGCUGAAAGAUAAAAGCAAAUAUAUCGGACUAAAAGUAAGUGUGAAACAACGAGGAUGUAAUGGGCUUAGUUACACUCUUGAUUAUGCCACAGACAAAUCUAAACUUGACGAGGAAGUUGUUCAAGAUGGUGUUCGUAUUAUAAUCGACAAAAAGGCACAGUUGUCUCUUUUAGGUACUGAAAUGGACUAUGUAGAAAAUAAAUUAAGUUCUGAAUUUAUUUUCAACAACCCAAAUAUUAAAGGAACUUGUGGAUGUGGAGAAAGUUUCUCCGUUUAGUCAAUUCAAUUGUAGAUAUUGUAGUUAAAAUAGAUAAUUAUGACAAAAUGAAUGAAUAGCAAUUCCACGAAAUAGUGACUUCAUGGGAUGUUUUGUUAACUUUGGUAUGAUCUCGUUCAAUAUUCGUUACUGACAUUUUCAAUUUAGAUGAUGACCCUGAUUAAUAUAAUGUGUACAUCAUGGCAAAAAGAGGCUGAACUAAGUAGGAUCCUUAUUUAAGACAUGCAAAUAUGACCGGGUGUUGUAAUAUACGUAAAAUUGUCCUGAAAACAUAUUUUAUUUUUCUUCUUUAUUAAAAUUAUUUAAUAUGUAAUAUCACUGAAUUUGUUUCAUUUUUUCUGCAAGUUGUUAAGCAAUUACCAAAUUUUUAAAGUACAAUUUGAAAUAUAAAAUAAAUAUUACAUUAUUUGAAGUUUUUUAUUCGAAUGAUUCUUGAUACUUUCCUCAAUUAA